AUGUUGCAAUCAAUGCAAUUAAAUGCACUAACGUAUUCGUCAAUUCUCAUUAAUUUCAUAAUACAAAAUUAUUUUUCAAAUUCAACAUCGACAUGUAUAAUUUGGCAUCACGACAUCGAUUUUCAACUGGAUGCAACAAUAAAAGGCACAACUAAUCAGUUUGUUAAUAUUGGGUUAGAUACUCUAUCGGUUGAUAUUAAAAAAGAUAUCUAUAACUAUAGUGUCAAAGAGGAAAAAUUUUAUAAAAAUAAUUUGGCAUUUGAUUUAUUGAUAAAAAAAUUAACUGUUGCUGUGGAACAUACACACUGUGAGACCUUUUUAGUUUCUCAGGAUCACAUACCGAUCUUUGCGAAAGCCUUCCUUAAAGCAAGCGUAUAUUCUCUAUGGCGUUCUCAACAAAUUAGAUUCUUAUUUAUCUACUAUAAAGACAAUAACUCCGAGGAUUUCUUCAAUGGACAGUUAUUUAAAGAUCAAGCAAACAUCCUCAUUAUUGAAGCUGAAAACAAAAACUCUAGUCAAUUCACCUUAAAAACAAAUAAAUUUGUAGGAUCAAUGUGGUCAAAACCAGAGAAAUUGUAUGAAGUUGCGCAUAUCGAUGUUCUAAGGGAGCCCAUGGAAAACUUACCAAGGUUAUAUAUAGAUAAAUUACAAGAUUUACAAGGUCGUGAAGUAGUAGUUGGAGCUUUCGAUUAUAGACCAAUGGUAGUCAUUGACUAUAAUAUUUGGCCCCAAAUGAAUGAUCGUGCUUUGGAUAACAAAUGUGGAAGUGUACAUAUAAAUGGGGCUGAAGUUCGUGUACUCUUAACUCUGUGCGAAUUAUACAACUGUACUGUGGAAGUUGAUACAUCUGAAACAGAAGAAUGGGGUUUUAUAUAUGCCAAUUCUACUGGUGAUGGAUUAUUGGGUUUAAUAAUUGAUGGAAAAACUCAUACAGCUUUCGGUGGCAUGUAUUCGUGGGAUACAGUCUAUACUUACUUGGAUAUUACUACUUUCUUGGGGCGUUCUGGUAUAACAUGCAUGGUACCUGCACCUAAGAGAAUAAUAAGUUGGUCACUGCCAUUGAAACCUUUUCAGUUUUCAUUAUGGCUGGGCGUUUUGGGCUAUUUGUUUAUAGAAACAAUUGCUUUAUUUGCAACCACUACCAUAGAACAAACUAUAGUGCAUAAUAAGCAGUGUUGGAAAAGUAAUUUUUACUUUGGCUUGGUAACAACACUGAAACUUUUCAUAUCACAAAGUUCUCAGAAAGUUGUUACAUCAACUACUGUAAGGGCUCUACUUUUUUCUAUGUAUGCAGUUGAUAUAAUCAUUACAAGUAUAUAUGGUGGUGGAUUAGCUUCGAUACUAACACUUGUGACUUUUGAUGAAGCCGCAGACUCUUUAGAACGUCUUUAUAAAUACCAGUUACCUUGGACAGGUUCAUCAGAUGCCUGGGUGACAGCUAUACGUGCUGUGAAGGAUGAUCCCAUUAUUAUGGGUGUUCUAGCGAAUUUUCAUGUUUAUAGUAUCGAUGAAAUGCGUUCUAAAGCAAAAAUUGCAAAUAUGGGUUUUGUAUUGGAACGCAUGGAAUUUGGACAUUUUGGUAAUAGUGAAUUUCUAACUACAGAAGCUUUAAGCCGCUUAAAAUUGAUGAUCGAUGAUAUAUACUUCCAAUUUACGGUAGCUUAUGUACCACGCCUAUGGCCACUUCUACCAAAAUUUAAUGAUCUAAUAUUGACAUGGCAUUCAACGGGAUUUGAUAAGUAUUGGGAGUGGAAGAUAACUGCUGAUUAUCUUGAUAUCAAACAGCAAAAUCAAAUGAAAGCUUCAAUGUUUUAUAAUUUUGAUAUUGGACCCGUUAAACUGGGUAUUGAUAAUUUCUCUGGUCUUAUAUUAAUUUGGUUUGUUGGUAUGUCGCUAAGUAUUCUGACAUUUAUACUGGAAUUGUGCUUAUAUAAAAAUAAAUACGAAGUUAAUAAAUGGAAUAAUGCUGAUAAUACCAUCGAUGUCUCGGACGAGGAUGAUGGAUCUGAUGACGAAAAUAUAGAAGAAAAUAAUUUAGAAAUUAUUAAACAUAAAGAUGCCAUAAAUCAUUUCGAAAAAUGCAUAAAGUGGGCGAUUAACAAUAAUGAAACUUCAAAAUUAGCUGUACUAAGAGAACUACAAGAAAAAGCUGUUCAGAAAAGUCUUGAGUGUACAUUGCUGCUGCAUCAUUACAACAACACAAUUAUUAACAAUACUGUUAAACAUCAUAAUGAUGUUGAACAAAAUAACAUCAAACAACAACAGCAACAACAACAAGAACAUUACACUGCAAUCUUGCAACUGUCAAAUGCGCGAUUAAUCUCAAUCAAAAUUGUCGACAGCAAUGAUGAACAACAACGUAUACAGCUGCGGCGGCGCGUGUUUGCUGCUACUCAACACAAACACACACAAACACAUACACGUAUGUACAUAAAAGCUUAA
Molecule: messenger RNA, 2442 nt
Organism: Teleopsis dalmanni
Lineage: Eukaryota; Metazoa; Arthropoda; Insecta; Diptera; Diopsidae
Exons: 12
Coding region: 1-2442 (813 amino acids)
Cellular component (GO): membrane
Molecular function (GO): ligand-gated monoatomic ion channel activity
Source: RefSeq, a predicted model, not a curated record